Humulus lupulus (European hop) is the source of this 2225-nucleotide messenger RNA. Its product is annotated as polyphenol oxidase, chloroplastic-like. The record is from RefSeq and is a predicted model, not a curated record. Gene Ontology annotation, biological process: pigment biosynthetic process. The coding region runs from base 61 to 1845 and encodes 594 amino acids. Lineage: Eukaryota; Viridiplantae; Streptophyta; Magnoliopsida; Rosales; Cannabaceae. The transcript has a single exon. Gene Ontology annotation, molecular function: catechol oxidase activity.
AAAGUACGUACUCUAAUCGAUCAUUACUGAUAAAAAUAAAUUCUUAAUCAAGAGCCAGCCAUGGCUUCUCUCUCCACCACCACCGCCGCCGCCGGCAUUGCCACCUCUUCCUCAUCUCCUUUCCUUCACAAAAAUUAUCAUAUCAUCAAAAACCCACGUAUUCAUAACAAAAACACAUCAAGAUUUUCACGUAAAUUUUCAUGCAAAGCUAGUACCAACAACAACAGCAAUGAACAAAACCCUAAUAGGAGAAACGUUCUCCUUGGCCUCGGCGGCCUCUACGGCAUGGCGGGGCUUCACGGCGGCGACCAUUUUGCCUUCGCCGACCCCAUUGCCCCGCCGGAUAUUUCCAAAUGUGGCCCGGCAGACUUACCGGCCGGAGCCGACCCGGUCAACUGCUGCCCUCCAUUCACGUCGUCGAUGAUAGAUUAUAAGCUUCCUGAACCGGGAAAGAUUCGAAUCAGACCGGCGGCUCACGCAGUCGAUAAAGCUUACUUGGAUAAGUUCACCAAAGCUGUCGAGCUCAUGAGGGCUCUCCCGGACGAUGAUCCGAGAAGCUUUCGACAACAAGCCAACAUUCACUGCGCCUACUGCGACGGCGCGUACGAGCAAGUGGGGUUCCCGAAUCUUGAUAUCCAAGUUCACAACUCAUGGUUGUUCUUUCCUUUUCACCGUUGGUACUUGUAUUUCUACGAAAGAAUCUUGGGUAAACUCAUUGGUGACCCAACUUUUGCUAUGCCAUUCUGGAACUGGGACGCGCAAGCCGGAAUGCAAUUACCGUCCAUUUACGCAAACCCGAGCUCCUCACUCUACGACCCUUUGAGAAGCAAACUUCACCAGCCACCGACAAUAAUGGACCUUGAUUACAACGGCGUGGACGUGCCAACCCCCGGCGAUGCUCAGAUCUCUAGCAACCUCACCAUCAUGUACCGUCAAAUGGUCUCCAAUGGCCGAAGCCCUAGGCUCUUCAUGGGCUCGCCUUAUCGAGCUGGAGACCCCACCGACCCCGGUGCUGGCUCGCUCGAGAACAUCCCCCACGGCCCGGUUCACAUUUGGACUGGUGACCAAACUCAGCCAAAUUUUGAGAACAUGGGGAACUUCUACUCGGCUGGCAGAGACCCAAUAUUCUAUGCUCACCAUUCCAACGUUGACCGAAUGUGGAGUGUGUGGAAAACUUUGGGUGGCAGAAGACAAGACUUCACCGACCGGGACUGGCUCGACGCUGCUUUCCUCUUCUACGACGAAAACGCUCAGCUCGUUCGUGUCAAGGUUCGAGAUUGUGUUGACAGUAGAAAACUCGGGUACGAGUAUCAAAAGGUGGAUAUUCCAUGGAUGAACACUCGCCCAACACCGCGAAGAUCGCCGCUCAGCCGAGUCAAGAGAGCAUUGGGACGCGUUGGUGUGCCGAUGGCUCAGGCUGCGGGGAAUGAGUUUCAGACCACGUUGAGUUUCCCGGUGACGUUGGACAAGACGGUGAAGAUAUUGGUGGCUAGGCCUAAGAAGUCGAAGAGGAGCAAGAAGGAGAAGGAGGACGCUGAUGAGAUUUUGGUGAUUGAUGGGAUUGAGUUCGAUAGAAAUGUGCCAAUCAAGUUCGAUGUUUACAUCAACGAUGAAGAUGACUUGCCUAGUGGACCGGACAAGAGUGAGUUCGCCGGGAGCUACGUCAGCGUGCCACAUAAGCACAAGGGCCAUUCGAAGCUCAAGACUUGUCUUACGUUGGGAAUAACUGACUUGUUGGAAGAUUUGGAUGCUGAAGAUGAUGAGCAUGUGGUGGUCACUUUGGUUCCUAAGCUUGGUGUUGGACAAGUCUCCAUUGGAAGCAUCAAAAUUGAGUUCGAUACCUGAAAAAAUAUCUUAAUAUGAGGACGAUUCUAUCUCAAGUUAAGGUACUACGUUUUUUGGGCUCGUCUUGAGAAGAAAAACACGUGGCGUGUUUUGAUUCCUUGUUUUGGAAAUUGGAGUCUAUGAAUGUGUACACAUGUGUUUGUGAUUGGACGGUGUAUACCAAUUAUUAAUGUGUGCAUUAAUAUUGUUUAGCUUUGAAUAAUUAGAGAGAGUUCACUACGUACUCUCUCUUGAAAUUAAUUAAUUAUUGUUUUGCGUUUCAAUUUAUGAAGUUGUUUUCUUCGAACAUAAUCUUAUGUUUAUGACGUAAAUAUAUGAGUCCGGAUCUCUCUCUCUCUCUCUAUAUAUAUAUAUUAUUAUAUAUAUUAUAUAUUUGAUUA